AUGGGUUCACCAAUCUAUGGACUCAUUGCCGAGGCCGUUCUGCAAAAACUCGAGAAACGACUGUUCGGGGAAUACAAACCCAAGUUUUGGGCGCGCUACGUUGAUGAUACCUUCGUAAUCAUCGAUAAGGAUAAAAUUAGCUACUAUGAAGAACUAUUGAACUCAGUCAUCCCCGACCUACAGUUCACGAUGGAAGAAGAAGUGGAGAGCAAACUUUCAUUUUUGAAUGUUCUCAUCUGCCGCCAACCAGACGGUAAACUGGCGACGUCAGUCUACAGAAAACCGACGAACACGCUGCAAAUGCUCAGUUACAACAGCAACCACCCAUUGCAACACAAACGAAACUGUGUACGCAGGCUAUACCGACGGGUGGAAACUCAUUGCAGCACUCCAGUCUCCAAACUGGACGAGAUGAAGCUCCUCCAAGAACUCUUCAGAGCCAACGGCUAUCCGCGAAAAUUCGUUGAACGGAGCCGAAAGCAACCAAGGAUGCGGAAUGAAGAACCUAUUCAGCCAAAAUCGUGGCGGAGCAUUCCAUACAUGAAAGGGGUCUCCGAAGCCGUAGCCAGAUCCCUCGCGCCGCUCGGAAUAGGCGUUGCCCACAGGCCCGACUCAACAAUCCGCCGGCAAGUGAUGCGGCCAAAAGACCCGAUCCCUAAACAGGAGAUGUCGGCUGUUGUCUACCGACUUCAGUGCAGCUGCGGAAUGUGUAACUACGUCGAGGAAACCGGCCGACGGCUGCAAACGCGCAUGCACGAGCAUAAGUUGGCCGUGCGAAGGUUGGACCCAAAGUCGGAGGUAGCAACCCAUGCCGCCCAAAUGGGACACGUCUUCAACUUUGACGCCCUUGAAAUUGUGGGCCGACGUGAUGAUCAUACGGCAAGGCAGGUGCAAAAAGCCUGGAUGUCUACAGACUGUUCUGUCAACCGCCACAUCAAUUUACCUCCCCCUUAUCGCAUUUUCACCACUAUUGAAGUGUUAAUGUACAUGUGCAACGAGGAACAGCGAAAAAUGACCUGUCUGGAUGGAUAG
Spirometra erinaceieuropaei is the source of this 1032-nucleotide messenger RNA. The record is from the annotation of a GenBank genome assembly. Lineage: Eukaryota; Metazoa; Platyhelminthes; Cestoda; Diphyllobothriidea; Diphyllobothriidae.